Trachymyrmex cornetzi is the source of this 1045-nucleotide messenger RNA. RefSeq names its product jerky protein homolog-like. Gene Ontology annotation, molecular function: DNA binding. Bases 112 to 954 code for a protein of 280 amino acids. The record is from RefSeq and is a predicted model, not a curated record. NCBI's taxonomy places the organism in Eukaryota, Metazoa, Arthropoda, Insecta, Hymenoptera, Formicidae. Gene Ontology annotation, cellular component: nucleus. The transcript has 2 exons.
UGCAGUAUAACCUUUAUGACGUAAUUUUAAUAACCAAAACAAGCUGUACUAUUCAAUAGCACUGUAACCAACUGUUACGUAUAUUACAAUACAUAUAUAUUAUUCAUCAUAAUGACAUCUAAAGAGGAUUAUAAAACUAACAACCGAAGGUUGGCAACAGUCGGGAGUAAAAAACGACUCAGUAUUGAUGAUCGUUUAACAAUUUUGAAAAGAUUAAAUAGUGGUGAAAAGGCUACUCGACUAGCAGAGGAAUAUAACAUCAGUAAUGGAUCAAUUCUACGUAUAAAAAAAUCUGGAGAAGAGUUACAAAGAAAACGAGAUAUUCUUCAAAUGACUCACAAAAAUGAUGAUUCAUGGAAAUCCAAAAAAAGGUGCACGAAUAUUGAAGGCAGUAAAUUGGAACAAAGUUUAUACAAUUGGUUUCUUCAAAAACGAAGUAUUGGUGAUCCUGUAACUGGGCCAAUGUUAAAAGAAAAAGCACUGGAAUUUAAUACUCUAUUAAAUGGUUCUUCAAAUUUUAAAGCUAGUAAUGGUUUUUUGGAUAAAUUCAAGAAACGGCAUGAUAUUAGAUGUAUACGUAUCCAUGGGGAGAAACUCUCUGCAGAUAAAGGUGUGAAUGAUAAAUUUUGCCAAGACUUCUUACAAUACGUCAGAGAAAAACAAAUACCAUUAGAUACAAUAUACAAUGCAGAUGAAACUGGCCUCAAUUGGAAAAUGUUACCAAACAGAACAUUGGUCUCACAUACAGAACUUGCAGCUCCGGAAAGGAAAGCACGUGAAGACAGAGUUACACUAAUGAUGUGCACUAACGCUUCAGGAACCCACAAGCUUCCACUUUUAGUUGUGGGAAAAUAUAAAAAAUCAUGUUUUAAAAAUGUACAUUCUCUACCAGUUAUUUAUAUGUCACAGAACAAUGCUUGGAUGGACAAAAACUUAAUGUUAAGAUGGUACUAAGAAGUGUUUCUUCCAGAAAUAGAAAAGGUUCAUGGAGUCAAUACUAAGCAAUGUAUUCUUCUUUUGGAUAAUGCUCCCAGUCAUCCACCAA